AUGAUUAAGAAAAAGACUGUAGCCGUCAAGAAGACUGUUGCUAAAAAUGGCACAGUUAAAAAGGUGGUAAAGAAAACAGUUCAGACUAAGAAAGUGGUAAAACGACAGAAAGUCAGUAAGCCUGUGGAAGAAGAGGAGAUCGAGGAUGAAGUUGUAUCAGCCAAGAAAAUGAAGUUGUUCGAAGAGGUAAUAUAUUAUUUUAUGUUUUAUAUCGAAAUUUAGGACGAUUCUGAUGAUUUGCAAGAUGACUUUGAUGGAGACAGUGAGGCGGAACGACUGGACGGAGGAGACUCGGAUUCUGAUGUUUCUGAAGGCGACGAUGAAGAACUUGAGAUUGAGAAGAAAUCAAAAAAGCUGAGAGCUAAACAAAAGAAGAUGGAGUAAGUUACUCUCUUAUUAAAAUCUACAAUAAGCAGUAACCGUCUAAUCUUGAUAUUAUAAUUGUUAUAAAGUUUUCGAUUUUAAUUACCUUGUUCAUACCUAAAUUCACAGUUUAUUAUUUUUAAUCUUUUAGCAAGCUAAAUGAAGAUGAACUACAACUUAAUGUUGCCAACACAGCCAAGUACGAUCUUCCAACAGUUGAAGAAGCAGAACAAGAGUUGAAAUCAGUAAUGGACUUGCAGAUGGUUAAAGAACGGAUUCAAGAGAUUGUGGAGGUUCUCGGAGACUUUAACAACAGAAGAGUAGAAGGCAGAAGUCGAGCUGACUACCUCAAGAUAUUAAAGAUGAACUUGUUGUCAUACUACAGUGACUACAACGACUUUUUGAUGGAAAAGUUUAUGGAAUUGUUCCCGAGUCCUACUGAGGUUAGUUUGAGGAUGAAAUCUGUAAAAUAUUAUGCUUUAAUUUAGUAAUAACUAAUAUCAAAAACAUUAAACUUCUCUAAAGUAUGCUUAAUUUUAGAAGCAGAUGUAUGUUUUUAAGCCAUAACCUAUUCAAAAAUGUAUCAUUUAACAUGAAUUAUACGAAAUAUUAAAUUUUAAUGAAUUUUAUACAGAAUGAUUAAUUUGAAAUUUAGCUCAUGGAGUUUAUUGACGCGAGUGACCAGCCCAGACCCGUAACAAUCAGAGCUAAUCCUCUGAAGACACGCAGAGGAGAUUUGGCCAGAUCUUUGAUUUCUCGAGGCAUGAACGUGGAUCCAGCUGCCAAAUGGACCAAAGUGGGAUUGGUGGUAUACGAUUCACAGGUACCAGUUGGUGCUACACCAGAAUAUCUGUCAGGGCAUUACACUAUCCAAGGUCUAUGUUCCUUCUUACCAGUAAUGGCGCUGGCUCCACAGCCAGACGAACGAGUACUGGAUAUGUGUGCCGCUCCUGGUGGUAAAACAAGUCAUAUUGCUUCGUUAAUGAAAAAUACCGGUAUAUUGUUUGCCAACGAUUUUAAUGUAAGUUUAUAAAAAGUUACUGCAAAGUUUUGACUUAAAGAGAUAUUAUUCACUGUUUAUGUUGUAAGUUAUGUUUACUGUUCUGUACUUUACACAAUAUUCUUUUAGGCUGACCGUUUAAAAGCCGUAGUAGGCAAUCUUCAUCGUAUGGGAGUGAACAACUCAAUCGUCUCCAACUUGGAUGGUGCUGAAUACGCAAAGAUUCAGAAGCAAUCUUUCGACCGCGUUCUUCUCGAUGCCCCUUGCAGUGGUACUGGUGUUAUCUGGAAGGAUCAUUCAGUGAAGUCGAGCAAAGAUGAAGAAGAUAUCAAGGCCAGAUAUGUGACACAAAGACGGUUGUUGUUGGCUGCCAUUGACAGUGUUGAUGCAAAGUCCAAGACCGGUGGCUAUAUUGUGUAUUCGACUUGUUCAGUGUUGGUGGAAGAGAACGAAGCUGUUGUACAAUAUGCUUUGGAGAAGAGAAACGUCAAACUAGUACCAAUGGGACUAGACGUCGGAGUUCAAGGUUUCACAAAGUAAGAUUUUUGUGUCAAACAUUUUAAGUUUAUACACUUUACUCAUGAUUUUUUGUUAGGUAUAAAAAUGUGUUUUUAAUGUAAUUUUUAGAUACCGACAAUACCGUUUCCAUCCUUCAAUGUCGGAGACAAGGAGAUACUAUCCUCACGUUCAUAACAUUGAUGGUUUCUUCGUUUCAAAGCUGAAGAAGUUGUCAAAUGACAUCAAGAAGCCAAACGAACAGAAUGGCGAGGAAGAACACAAGGAACAGAAAACACAGCAACAGAAGAAUGGAAAGAAAAAUAAAAACAAAAAGGACGGAAGAAGGAACUGA
Molecule: messenger RNA, 2213 nt
Organism: Bursaphelenchus okinawaensis
Lineage: Eukaryota; Metazoa; Nematoda; Chromadorea; Rhabditida; Aphelenchoididae
Source: the annotation of a GenBank genome assembly